Messenger RNA from Symbiodinium sp. CCMP2456, 441 nucleotides. Lineage: Eukaryota; Dinophyceae; Suessiales; Symbiodiniaceae. The record is from the annotation of a GenBank genome assembly.
AUGGUCUGCGAUGUCGCGUCAAGCUCGUUGGACUACGGUGACGACCAAGUGGCGACUGUCCCAACCGAUGCCCAGUGCGCGGCAAGGGAAUUUCUUGUCAACUGGUCCUCGCCGUUAGACGAGCGAGAUGUCGAGGUCAGCGAAGUUGGAGAGCCUAUUGAAACCUUGGGGAGGUAUGUCAUUCAGCGCCACGGGAGGACUGAAUACGAGCUCAAGAAGUGGAAGAACUCGAUCAGGUCUAUCAUCGCUACGUCCCUCGAGGGACGUAACGCGGGUGGUAAGAUCACAGAUCAGGUUCGGUCAUUCCGCUUCGAGAAUCGCUUCAAUUCCGAAGCGCUUGAAUUCCUCGAAAAGGUCUUGGCAACCUUCAGCUUAAAGGAGUACGAUGUGGUUUCCGUCGACAACGCCGUUGCACCGCCGCUCGGCCCAAUGUCAGAUUAG